AUGCCGCCCGACAACGACCCACUAGCAAAGGCCAACCAGAUUGCUCACCGCUUCUUUAUAAAGUUCGUGCUUGUCAUUUAUGAUGCGCGCAAUGUCGCGUCUGAGCUGCGCGACGAUGCUAAAACCGACAAAUGGUUCAACAUCGAAAUACCAGACUCAGACGUGUACAAAGAGAAACUUCGGCUUUACAAGUCAAUCUCGCAGCUAGGAGCUUCGCCUCCGCCGCUUGAGCUCCAGGUCCUCAUGAUCGUUCCCGAACUUACGGAUUCGCAGGUGCUUGUGCAGCAUCCUCCAAACUCGUCAAGGAUCCGUGUGGAGCCUACACCUACGCACAUUCUGCUCGAGAGCUGGACGCUCACAUUUGUCGGCACGAGCAGCGGGUCGUUUUCUUCUCAAUCCAGUUCAGGCGAAGUCACCCUUGCAACGGUAUACAAGCAUAUUAUGUCUGUCAUCCGUAGCUUGUACACGCUACUCCGUGUACUUCCCGUAUGGAAGAUAUGCAAGCGCUUGCGUAGGCGCCCAGGAGCAUCUGCACGUAAUGGCCAACUAGGUCUCAUGCUGCGUCUUCGGCCGCGGAGCGCGGACGGUUCAGCAACUGAAGACAUGCGAUAUUUGGGUUUCGAUGAACCAUUGUCACCAAGCUCUCCCCCAUUAAAGACUGUCAGUCACACCUUCGAGCCUGUAACACAUCCUCUGGGUGUCUUCUCCGCCGCUGUCACAUACUUGGAAGCACCUCACUUUGAGAUUGAUACUGUCGAGGCCCUAUUAUCGUCACGUUUCUUAUCUCUUGACGCUGGACCUGAGUUCACUCCAACACUGGCUCGGAACUCACAGCGUGAGAGCAUGUCGGCCUCUCCGGGAAGUCUUCCGGCGCGAACCAGCCUGCCCUUAUCACCAACGCCUGACAGAACGGACAGGGAUAGGACAGGUGUUGGUCUUGCCGUUGGUGCGGGCACAGUAUCGAGUAUUGCAGAUAGAUUUGUUUUCCCCGCGAAUAACACCGCAAGUGGAAGUCGUACAUCCUUUCCAAGCACGAGUCCGCGCUCGCGCAACACUGCGCUUCCUUCCGCUCCGGGACCAGUACAGCGGUCGGUAUCUGCACAGCAGCCACAGACCGGAGCAAGUGCAGGCUCUGCGGGAUCAGUUGGCUCAUCUUCGCGACCUUCACGUGAGGAAACGCGAGAGGGUGCGACACUCGCCCGUUUACGACGAGAGAGUACGGGCAUGGGUCGUGGAUCAGACCUCCCUUCCACACCUGGUCCUCUCCUUAUUCGACGGCCUUCUGCGACAGUAAAUGCCUUCAAAUCAGGCACACUAUCCUCGGGUUCGCCAUCACUGUACAGCAACUCGCCAUCACUGCGACACGGAUCGCCACUUUCGGGUCCAUCCUUACCGGCAGCACCCACCGGUCGAUCGCCUUCGGCUGUGCCACCCUCACCUACCAGCACUCGAUUGCCAGUUUUUCGUGGAGAAACCGGUGCGGGACCGAGUUCGCCAAUUGCAACUGCACAUUACACUAGUUCGUCACCCGUUCUACCAUUGCGUCCUUCUCCACCUACCCCCUUCGCACCAUCAAGUUUGGGUGAGCGUCGGUUCCCUCCGUCAUCUACGGGGCAGAGUCCAUCAGCGGAGCUUGGUAUCACGGGUUCGGAUCCUGUGCCCGCUCCGUUACGGAGAAAGCGGUACUCGAGUAGCUUUGGUUACAGAUAUGCUGCUGCUGGUAGUGAUGGCAGUGCUGGAAGUGGGGAGAAGGGUAAAGAGCCUGAGCGGGUCGGGAGUGCCUCCUACUUGAGCACCAAUACGGAUGAUGACGACAUUUCUGCAUUUGUGCAAGAAAUUGACGCUCGAAAGCCGAUAGGUGGUGGAUUCAAUAAUCGGCAUGAUCGCGAGCGAACACUUAGCGAAGCAGGCCUAGCUAGACGAGCUCUUCUAUCAGGCGCGGACCUUCCAGAACGAUCUCAGCUAUCUCAGCCAACGGAGGUUAUAGAUGCAGAGCGGCCAGAUUUCUUGAGGAGACAUACCAGAACAGUUUCAGAAGGACCCAGAGGCUCUGCUCUUGCACGUGAAGUCGCCACCUUAGUUACAACUGACACAGAAAGGCAGCCUUCAGAGCAAUCUGGAAGCCCUCUUAGUCAAGACACAAUAGAGGAACGGUUAAGAAAUCUUAAUAGCGCCUUUCGUGAGAGUAUGGGUCUCGUUGAACGCAGACUAGGUGUCUCAAGGGAUUCCGCAAGGUCGGGUUCGGAUACACCACCAUCGUCGUCGGCACCCUUCCCUCCGGCACGACCACUCCCUGUACCCGGUGCGUCACAUCUACGCACACCGUCGUUUGGUGCAAGCGGCGCUGUCACGCCGGAACGUCCUCUUUCUGCUCCUAGACAAGCACGCAGAGACUCGGGGCCCGAGAGUUCCAUGCCUCCUCGACGCUCCGCUACGACACCUGGAGGUGGAGGGCAGAAUGUUAGUGUAUGGGAUAACCGACGGUUACGAUCCGAUUCUGACGGAUCGUCUACUUCGGCGGUCGGUGAAAUAGACCGUGCAAGGUUAUUCUAUGAGCAGGGCAAUGCCGCUCGCGGGUCGGGUGGGUCAGUCAGUGCAGUGAGUGGGGCAUCGGAAGAAGCCGUAGGGAGGAUGGACCUGGAUCGUAAUGAUCAGUGA
This is a messenger RNA of Fomitiporia mediterranea MF3/22, 2658 nucleotides long. RefSeq lists its product as uncharacterized. NCBI's taxonomy places the organism in Eukaryota, Fungi, Basidiomycota, Agaricomycetes, Hymenochaetales, Hymenochaetaceae. Gene Ontology annotation, biological process: piecemeal microautophagy of the nucleus; mitophagy; protein localization to phagophore assembly site. The coding region runs from base 1 to 2658 and encodes 885 amino acids. The transcript is spliced from 5 exons. The record is from RefSeq and is a predicted model, not a curated record. Gene Ontology annotation, cellular component: Atg1/ULK1 kinase complex; cytosol; extrinsic component of membrane.